Molecule: messenger RNA, 3524 nt
Organism: Phalaenopsis equestris
Lineage: Eukaryota; Viridiplantae; Streptophyta; Magnoliopsida; Asparagales; Orchidaceae
Product: transcription factor GTE9-like
Exons: 10
Coding region: 825-3044 (739 amino acids)
Molecular function (GO): protein binding
Source: RefSeq, a predicted model, not a curated record
UUAUAUACCACCUGCGCUAAUUUCCCUACUCGCUCUCUCAGCGGAGCCGCCGCGCAGGAGAAGAACGAGGAAGAAGAGGGAGUAAGGAAAAAGAGAAGUUGAGUUCCUUUUGCGGUGCUUUUGUUGGCAGCUGAGCUCUUGGGAUCCAGGGUUUGUUCAAUCGGGUUCAACGGCCUAUUUUUUGUGUAUUUUCUUGCCUUGCACCUGUUUGGCGGGCUCAGCUUCCUCUCGGCUUCUAUCUUUUAGGGUUUUUGAUUCUGAGGUGGGCGAGGAGAACCAGAUAUCGGUUCUGGUUCCUCCUGGGCUUCCGAUUACGCCUCUUGUGUUCAGUACCGACAUAAGGGCGCCGUAUUUGGAAUACAAGUGCGAGAAGGUUUUUGCUUCUUCUUUGGACUGUGGCUUGGGAUAUAUAGCACGUGUUUGUUUGUCUUUGUACGCGGUUUGCAUUGCGUGAUGUCGGGUGAUAAGUGUAUGGCAACUGAAACUGGACGGGAGGUUUUAGGGUUUUUUUUUUUUUCGGUUUAGCGUGCUUGGGAUCAACCGAGUUUGUCAUUUUGGAUGAUUCUUCCACUUUUUAUUGAAGCUAAGAAUCCGGCUGUUAUUUGUGAUUCAAAGCGUGUGCCAGAGGCUGCGCGCUACAGUAUCCCUGGUGAAUGAUGAAUGUAUCAGUUUGGUGUGAGAAAGAACACAGUUCAUUUCGAUGGAAUCUCUUAAUUCGUGUUUUCAAAUUUUAGGUUGACUCUUUUGUUUCAAUAUCGGAGUAAGUUUGUGUUGUGUAUUGUUCUGGAAAUUUGAAGAUCUGUUUGAUUGAUCUUUUGCCACUGAUGGUUACUGAAAAUUGCUCCUGGUACCAGGGGAAAGCUUUGAAUGAUCUUUGCGGCGAUCUUUCACUCACUUUGAUGGGGAAAACGCACAAGUCCUCUAGAGAGUACACUUCUGGCUUUGUCCCAGGCGACAGACAUGCAGUGGAGGCGGUUGGCGAGUCUGAAGGGUUUACUAGCCAUGGGCAUGCUAGAUCGGAGGAUUCUUGUGUUCGUAAGAGAAGAUGUAUAAGCUUGAAUGACGACAAAUCUGUUGGUUUCUUCGUGCCCAUCCAAGUGAUUUCAUUUUCAGAGAUGUCCAGAUUUGAAAGGAAAAACCUAGAAGUGAGAUUCAGGCGGGAGCUUGAACAGGUUCAAAAGUUUCAGAAGAAAAUACUUUCAAGAACCACAUUGAAACCAAAUGGGGUUAUUGUAUCAUCCUCUGGUGAUCCCCUGAUGAAAUUGGAUUGUGCAGGUCAAAAUAUAACCCAAUUGAAGUGUGGGAUUGGUGGUAGAGUUGAAUCAAUGAAACAGGUUCAAUCACCGCCUUCAAUCACUGUGUUGAUGAAGCAAUGUGAAACACUUCUCAAACGCCUGAUGGCUCACCAAUAUGCAUGGGUUUUCAAUACCCCCGUAGAUGCGGUGAAACUGAACAUUCCAGAUUAUUUCACAGUAAUAAAACAACCAAUGGAUCUUGGAACUGUCAAAUCUAAGAUAGUUUCGGGUGCUUACUCCAGCCCACAAGAUUUUGCCUCUGAUGUGAGGCUUACAUUCUCCAAUGCCAUGACAUAUAAUCCACCCACAAAUGAUGUGCAUGCCAUGGCUAAUGUGAUGAGAAACUUCUUUGAAUCGAGAUGGAAACCUAUUGAGAAAAAGUUAGCUGCAGUAGAUAUGGCUAUACAAAGAAAAACAAAAGCUGUCAAGUCAGCAUCGGAAUCUUUGAAGAGGAAAAUUCCUUCUGUGGAUCAUGUUACUGUUGUUUUGGAUAGCGAACCAAAGAUGACGGAUGAAGAAAAGCUGCAUCUUAGCAGGCGCUUGUCAUCUAUUCCGGAAUUGCCACAGCACAUUGUUGAUUUCUUGAAGAGUUACACUGAUGAUGCAGAUCAGGACAGUAAUGGUGAAAUAGAAAUUGAUUUUGAUUCGCUUAAUAUUGAGGCUUUACUUCAAUUAAAGAAGCUCUUGGACGACUAUGUGCAAGGGAACAGCUUGGAUCAGCUGAAGAAAACCGAGACUUGUGAAAUGGAGAUUUUGAUCGAGUCUGGACUCAGCAGUUCAUCAUUGCAUCCUUGCAAAGGCAAUGGUCCUGCUGAUGUGGUUGAAUAUUUGGAUAUUUGUGGUAACGAGCCUCCGAUUGCAAGUUUUCCUCUUGCUGAUAGGGUGGAUAAAAGAUUGCCAAGAAGUAGCUGUGGCAGUGGUUCAAGCAGUUCAAGCAGCAAAUCAGGAUCCUCUUCUAGUGACUCAGAUUCAUGUAGCACUUUAAGAAGUGAAUCAAAUAUGAGAGCUGAUAGGACUACAAAUCCGAAGAAGGAAAAUGACCUACUUCAGGGACCACCAUUGAGACAUGAAGAAGGACCCCUAACUGGAGUGGACCAAGCUGAAGAGAAUGCUCAUCGUAAGGCUGUGCCAGUUGCAUCAAAUGUUAGUCAAGAGGGGGAGAAUGCUCCAUCUGAGAGGCAAGUCUCCCCAGACAAGCUCUAUCGGGCAGCUUUAUUGAGAAGUCGAUUUGCAGAUACAAUCUUUAAAGCUCGCGAGAAAACCCUCGAUAAGGGUGAAAAAAGAGACCCUGAAAAACUGAAGCAGGAGAGGGAGGAACUCGAGAGGCAACAGAGGGAGGAGAGAGCUCGGCUGCAAGCAGAAGCGAAGGCUGCUGAGGAUGCUCGUCUGAAAGCUGAGGCAGAAGCUGCUGCUGAAGCAAAACGAAGACUAGAGCUUGAGAGAGAAGCAGCACGACAAGCUUUGUUGCAGAUGGAGAAAACAGUUGAAAUCAAUGAAAACAGCUUAUUCUUUAAAGACCUAGAAAUGCUUAGAACCGCUCCCAUGGCACAUAUUCCUGGCUCCGCUAUUGAUAUUAACCCAGAUUCCUCUAAUGGGGACAUUGAUUGUUUCAAGUUCGGUGGAAGCAAUCCUUUAGAACAGCUGGGUUUAUUCAUUAAAGAUGAUUUUGAUGAUGUUGAUGAUGAAGGUGAACCUGAUAGGCCAAUUAGGGCUCCAUUAAAUGAUUUUGAAGAAGGUGAAAUUGACUAAUUUAAAAUCCCAUGUUUUGGCCGCUUUACUGCUAAAGCUCUCCCCUUUGCGAGUUGCUGGUAUAUGGAUGCAGCAAAUCAUAAAAGCAAUAUUUGUUGCUUUUUGUUUUAGAUAGAUUGGCAUGAUGGGCCCAUUCAUUUUUCGCGUUAAGAUUUGUAAGAGAUUCUGUAGUGCUUUCUCGGUGAACUGUACAAAGAAACUUCACACACAUUUCUUGUCGUGUUGCGUUGCUCCACUGUUAGAUCAGCCUGUUCUAUAGGAAGUGUUUUGCUUUUGUCUUUGUCUCUGUCUUUGUCUUUGUUAUUAUUAUUGUUUUUUUUCUCAGAAAUGCAGUAUCUGGUUGUAUUUGAUUCAAUGUAAAUUUUACGUUGAUAAAUGCAUGUUGCCAUGUGCCGACAUUAUGGAUAAUGUUAUGGAUUGCAUGCCUUCUACGGUGUGUUGCAAGGAUGGGAAUGAGGUUUAAGAGUGCGUUUGGUACAA